This is a messenger RNA of Microcebus murinus (gray mouse lemur), 2975 nucleotides long. It is a transcript of the gene ELOVL5, whose product is annotated as ELOVL fatty acid elongase 5. Gene Ontology annotation, cellular component: endoplasmic reticulum membrane; endoplasmic reticulum. Gene Ontology annotation, molecular function: fatty acid elongase activity. Gene Ontology annotation, biological process: fatty acid elongation, saturated fatty acid; very long-chain fatty acid biosynthetic process; sphingolipid biosynthetic process. The record is from RefSeq and is a predicted model, not a curated record. NCBI's taxonomy places the organism in Eukaryota, Metazoa, Chordata, Mammalia, Primates, Cheirogaleidae.
ACUGCAUCGGAUUCUGGAAUUUACAAUCACGAAAGUUCUAUUGUCCCGCGAUUGGCUCCGGGGCCGCAUGACAUCAUAGCGCUUGACUCAUCCCUCGGGCCCCGAUUGGCUGGCCGCGCCAUUGUGACGUCACGGUCAGCCCACGUUCUGAUUGUAGAUACCCGGCGCCUUCCUCUUCCCAUCGCGGCGGUUCCUCGUUCACGGCGCCUCCCUCUUACAUCUCUCCCUGCCCCGGCUGGCCACGGGCUCACUCCCGCCGCCUCCGUCUCGCCGCUCCUCAGAGCUGCUGCCGCCCCUCGGGCCAAGCGGUUUUAAAAUGGAAAAUUUUGAUGCAUCACUUAGUCCGUAUUUCAAAGCAUUGCUAGGCACCCGAGAUACCAGAGUAAAAGGAUGGUUUCUUCUGGACAAUUAUAUACCUACAUUGGUCUGUUCCAUCAUAUAUUUACUAAUUGUAUGGCUGGGGCCAAAAUACAUGAAGAAUAGACCGCCAUUCUCUUGCCGGGGAAUUUUAGUGGUGUAUAACCUUGGACUCACGUUGCUGUCUCUCUAUAUGUUCUUUGAGUUAGUAACAGGAGUAUGGGAAGGCCAAUACAACUUCUUCUGUCAGGGCACACGCAGUGCAGGAGAAUCAGAUAUGAAGAUUAUCCGUGUCCUCUGGUGGUACUACUUCUCCAAACUGAUAGAAUUUAUGGACACCUUCUUCUUCAUCCUGCGUAAGAACAAUCACCAGAUCACGGUCCUGCACGUCUACCACCACGCCUCUAUGCUGAACAUCUGGUGGUUUGUGAUGAACUGGGUCCCCUGCGGCCACUCCUAUUUUGGUGCCACACUUAACAGCUUCAUCCACGUCCUCAUGUACUCGUACUACGGUCUGUCUUCGGUCCCUUCCAUGCGUCCAUACCUGUGGUGGAAGAAGUACAUCACUCAGGGACAGCUGCUUCAGUUCGUGCUGACAAUCAUCCAGACCACCUGCGGGGUCAUCUGGCCGUGUACCUUCCCUCUUGGUUGGUUGUAUUUCCAGAUCGGAUACAUGAUUUCCCUGAUUGCUCUCUUCACAAACUUCUACAUACAGACCUACAACAGGAAGGGGGCCUCCCGGAGGAAAGACCACCUGAAAGACCACCAGAAUGGGUCUGUGGCUGCUGCGAACGGACACACCAACAGCUUUUCUUUCCUGGAAAACAAUGUGAAGCCAAGGAAGCCACGGAAGGAUUGAAGUCAGGGAGUUGAAAACCUCCAAACCACGUCAUCUGAUUGUAAGCACAAUAUGAGUUGUGCCCAAUGCUCGUUAACAGCUGCUGUAACUAGUCCAGCCUACAAUAGUGUGACUCAUGUAGGACCCCUUUCAUCAGUUCAAAACCCCUAGAAAAUGUAUACAGAUUAUACAAGUAGGUUAAGAUUUCUAACAUUUCUGGGCUUUCAUCAACCCCCUGCGCUAGACUGUGGAAAGGGAGUAUUGUUGUAGUAUACAACACUGCUGUUGCCUUAUUAGUUAUAACAUGAUAGGUGCUGAAUUGUGAUUCACAAUUUAAAAACACUGUAAUCCAAACUUUUUUUUUUUUUUUUACUGUAGAUCAUGCAUGUGAUUGUAAAUGUAAAUUUGUACAAUGUUGUUACGGUAGAGAAACACACAUGCCUUAAAAUUUAAAAAGCAGGGCCCAAAGCUUAUUAAUUUAAAUUAGGGUAUGUUUCAAGUUUGUAUUCAUUUGUGAGAACUCUGUUUAGGAAAAUCAAAGACCGUGAUUUAUGAAACUAGCGUGUGACAUACAAUUUCAAGUGACUUGUAGAUGUGAAAUCAGAAACGGCACCUUCAGUUUUGUAAUAUUGGCUUUGAAUCAGGCAGACUCAAAUCUAGUGGAACAGUCAGUUUAACUUUUUAACAGAUCUUAUUUUUUUAUUUUGAGUGCCACUAUUAAUAAUGUAAAAAAGGGGAGAGGGCUCUAAAAGCAGUCUUGAUGAAACUUAAAUAUAUAUUCUUUGUCCUCAAGAUUUUAGGAAGAGUGUAGGGUGAAUAGGCCAUUUUUAAUUUCUGAAGUGCUAAGUGUUUUUAUACAGAAAACAAAAAGUCCAUUUUGCUUUCCCCAGUGUGAGAGAGAUGUAUACUUUUCAAGAGAGAUUGAAUACUUACUGUUUGACAGUGUCCCAUAGAUGAACAAUGGGGAACUGGUUGCUGGGGUCCAAAUUUGAAUUGAUUUCUGUACUGCUAUCUGUUUUGACACAAACUUCCUUUUAAAAUGUGCCUAGAUUACCAAAAUUAACAAAGGAGGGUGGAAGGGAAGGACCUUAACAAAAUUUAAGGUAAAAUUAAACAGCUACAGCAUAAGAGAACUGGGAAAUUGGAUAGAGAUAACUUGUUUCAUGUAAAUCUAAUAGUACCUGUAAUUUUUUUUUCUGCCUAGAAUCUAAAGAUUUGUUUAGAACUUCUUAUUUUAAAAAUAAUAGACUACAGACUGCUUAUCAUAAAAUCAUGUCUCUCACAUUUGAGGCAGUGGUCAAACAGAUGUGGACUAUUAUGUGUGUCAUUUUAAAGUGUUGGAAUUUAGCCUCUGAAUACCUUCUCCGUUGGGGAAAAAACACAUUCAUUGAACCACUCGUGACACAUCUUAGAAGGUCGUUGACAAUGUAUAAACUAAUUGUUGGUUUGAUAUUUAUGUAAAUACCAGUUUACCAUGCUUUAAUUUUGCACAUUCAUAUUAUAGGGAGCCAAUUGGUUCUCUUAUUAGCCUUGUGGGUUUUCUGUUUGAAAGGAGUCAUGACAUCUGUUUACAUUUACCUUAUCAAACCUAGAAUGUGUAUAUUUAUAAAUGUAUGUCUUCAUUCCUAGGUACUAAUUUGCAGAUGUCUUUACAUAUUUCAAUACAGAAACUGUAACAUUCGAUAGUGUGCUGUCAAAGUGUGCUUAGCUCAUCUGGAUAUACCCACACUGUUAAAUAAUGUCUAAACAUUAAUCAUUAAAACAUUUUUGAUUACCUGUG